Molecule: messenger RNA, 1903 nt
Organism: Amaranthus tricolor (Joseph's coat)
Lineage: Eukaryota; Viridiplantae; Streptophyta; Magnoliopsida; Caryophyllales; Amaranthaceae
Product: organic cation/carnitine transporter 2-like
Exons: 2
Coding region: 187-1779 (530 amino acids)
Biological process (GO): transmembrane transport
Cellular component (GO): membrane
Molecular function (GO): transmembrane transporter activity
Source: RefSeq, a predicted model, not a curated record
UUCAAUAAGGAACAUGCAUGAUGUUUCACUUGGUUUUUUACUAAGAAACCUGCAUUUUCCUUUGGAAUUGCUACUAAAUUAGACGUAAUCCAUUAUUAGUAUUCAAUUAUCCAAAACCCACCGCCGCUAUUUUUGUACCUUUCCGGUGAUAUACCAUAAGUGCUAGUGUAAGUAAGAGCUGAUAUAAUGGAGCACGACCGUACAGCAAAGGAUAAUAAUGAAGAAGAGGAGAUCAAAGUAGUACCACUCGUUAUCUCAACAGAAGAAAUAUUGGAGCAAAGUAUUGGACAUUUAAAUUGCACUCAAAUCCUACAAAGCACCCUAACUUCACUUUCUCCUUUCUUAGAAAGCUUACAAACAUUCAUAAGCAUUUACGCUCACGCCCAACCCACUUGGCACUGCACCACCCACACCCCUCUCUGUUCCCCCAACAAAUCAAACCAAUGCAACCUUCCAAGAAACACGUGGGAAUGGGAUUCACCUCCACGUGUACACACAUCCAUCAUUUCCGAGUGGAAUCUUGAGUGUGCCACCUCCUUCAUUACCGGUCUCCCGGGAACUUCCUACUUCGCGGGAUGCCUGUUGGGCGGGCUCUUACUCGCCACUCUUGGCGAUUCCUCGCUCGGAAGGAAAAACCUAUUAUGUCUUUCAUCUCUGAUUUUGUACCUUGCUGGGCUAGCCUCUGCUUUCGCACCUAACAUUUGGGUGUAUUCUGUUUUAAGAUUUUUAAGUGGAAUUGGUCGUGCUCCUCUUCCUAUGUGCGCUAUCAUUUUAUUUACUGAAAGGGUGUCCAAAAAAUGGCGGUCCCAAAUUGUUAUGCUUGGGUUUAUCUCAUCAUCACUCGGAUUAUUAGUCUUAACUGGGAUUGCUUAUAUAGCAAAAGAUUCUUCAUGGAGAAUACUUUAUCUAUAUACUUCAAUCCCUGGUCUAAUAUUCACUGUUAUAUCUUAUUUCUUCAUGUACGAAUCACCUAGAUGGCUACUCUUACAAGGACGUGAUCAAGACGCCAUUAAUGUGUUAAAGAGUUUAGGCGGGCCUAAAACCCAUCAAAUGAGCCCGAGUUUAAACAUAAUCAUUAAAUACACCCAACAACAAAAGGGGGUUUGUACAAUUAGUACGAAUCCUUACGCUUCGUUAAAGAUUCUAAUCGGUAGAAGUUGGGCUGCGAAAAGAUUAAUGGCAUCAAUGCUACUAGCAUUUGGAAUUGGACUAAUGUAUUUUGGAAUGUUUUUAGGUGUAGGGAGUUUGGGUUCGAAUAUCUACACAACCUCGGUCUACCAUUCAUUAUUAUCCCUUUCUUCAUCGUUUCUUGCUUUCUUAUAUUGGAUUCCUAAAUGUAAUCGUCGAAUUUCAUUAAUCGGAUAUUGUAGCUUAAGUGGUGGAAUGAGUAUAGCAUUAUCGAUUCUAGGAAGGGGAAGAGUAAAUCAUGAAAUAACCCUCGGGAUGGAAUUAGUAUCAAUGUUUUCAGCGUGCAUGGCGUACAAUAUGGUUAUGUUGUACAUUAUAGAGUUAUUUCCUACUUGUGUAAGGAGUUCUGCUUCACAAUUGGUACGACAAGCGACUAAUUUAGGCACCGUUUUAGAUCCUAUCUUGGUUUUGUUAGGGAGUGGAAAUAUGAUUUAUUCGUAUGGGGUGUUCGGAUUAGCAAUGCUUUUGUGUGGGUUCUUGGUUAUUUGGUUGCCAGAAACUAGGGGUAAGGUGUUAUGUGAUACCAUGGAGGAACAAGAGGUUUUGGACAAGGGUAUGCCUAAUCAGAACACACUAAAUAAUCAUAUUUGAUAUAUAUUUAUUAAUUAUUCAAAUUAUAUUUUAUGUAAUUUGUAUUAUUAUUAGUGGGAAAUGUAAUGUCAUGUAAUCAAUCCUAUUUAAUUUAAAUGAUUGAUGAAACUAAUACUACAAGUUC